AUGCGGAGCCGAGGCAGUGGAUCUCCCCGCACGCCCACCUCGACCACCCACCUCCUCUCCAACGCGGUGAUUGUGUUCAUCCGAGCAUUCACGAUGCUCAUCAUCGGGCUCACGGGGUCCAUCGCGACGGGCAAGUCGACCGUGUCGUCACUGCUCUCGACCCCACCAUACUCGCUCCCGAUCAUCGACGCCGACCUUCUUGCGCGCAAGGUCGUCGAACCAGGCACCGCAGGCUACAAAGCAAUCGUGAACUACUUCGGGCCUAGCACACCAGAUCUCUUACUCGAGGAUGCACCAGAUAGCACCAGCACACAGGGCAAAGCCCUCAACCGCCCCGCGCUGGGCCGGCGAGUCUUCGGGACCAGCGACGAGCGCAAACGUGAUCGGCAGGUACUGAACGGGAUCGUGCAUCCGGCUGUGCGGUGGGAGGUCUACAAGGCACUGAUGUAUCACUACGUGCGCGGGCAGUGGGCGGUGGUGCUGGACGUGCCGCUACUAUUCGAGAGCGGCAUGGAUCUGAUCUGCGGCACGGUGAUUGUGGUCGGGGUCCACGACCCGGCCGUGCAGAUGGCGCGCCUACGCGCCCGCGACGCCCACCUCUCAGCCGAAGACGCCGAGAACCGCGUACGCAGCCAGGGCGAUGUACGCUCCAAGGCUGCUCAGGCCGAAUUCCGUGGCACAGCUACUGCGCGUGGUGUCGUCGUUUGGAAUGACGCUGAUAGGUUGGAGCUGGAGCGCGCUGUCAAAGGCGCUAUGGCUAGUAUCUCUGCGUCGAGUCCCCGCUGGUGGGCAUGGACGCUGCUGAUUGCGCCCCCGGUGGGCGUGGGUGUUGCCGCGUGGAAUGUGAUUGUGAACUUCGCUACCCAGAAGGGAUGGGAGAAGAAGAAACAGGAGAAAAAGGCACGACUGUGA
Molecule: messenger RNA, 912 nt
Organism: Penicillium alfredii
Lineage: Eukaryota; Fungi; Ascomycota; Eurotiomycetes; Eurotiales; Aspergillaceae
Product: putative dephospho-CoA kinase
Exons: 1
Coding region: 1-912 (303 amino acids)
Biological process (GO): coenzyme A biosynthetic process
Molecular function (GO): ATP binding; dephospho-CoA kinase activity
Source: RefSeq, a predicted model, not a curated record